AUGUACACUGAUGCUGUCACACAUGGUAUGGAACUCUAUCCUCGCAUUGGUAAAAACUUCGACAUUAAAGUUUUUACAAAUUGCAGAUUUGGAAUGAUGUCUUGGGCAGUUCUAGCUGUAACCUAUUGCAUAAAGCAGUUGCAAUAUGAAUUGGAUUGGCUGUAUUUGAUCCCAAUUACUUGGAUUGGCUACCAUGACUAUCUAUUGCUUCUUUCCCGUUCUUUUGGUUUGUUCAUACUUUCUCUCAUUUGGAUCAUUGUACCUAUCAUUUUGACAGCUGGUUUUUAUAUUUGCUGGGGAUGCCUUGUAUGGGUUCCUUCUAUAUAUACUUCUCCUGGCAUGUACCUGGUCAAUCAUCCUGUACACCUUGGAACUCAGUUGGCACUCUACAUCCUAGUAGCAUGCAUUCUUUGCAUAUACAUCAACUACGAGUGUGAUAGGCAAAGGCAAGAGUUUCGCAGAACAAAUGGCAAAGCUUUGGUUUGGGGUAAAGCUCCAUCAAAGAUAACUGCCACUUACACUACCACAACUGGGGAAACAAAAAGCAGCAUUCUUUUAACUUCGGGAUGGUGGGGAUUAGCUCGACAUUUCCACUAUGUCCCAGAAAUAUUAGCUGCAUUUUUCUGGAUUGUUCCAGCUCUUUUUAACCACGCUUUACCCUACUUUUAUGUGGUGUUUCUUACAAUCCUUCUCCUCGACCGGGCGAAAAGGGAUGAUGAUCGGUGCCGAUCCAAGUAUGGAAAAUACUGGAAAUCGUACUGCGAGAAGGUUCGGUACAGGGUCAUCCCCGGAAUUUACUGAGAAAAUGUUGCACAAGUGUUUGUUCUAUGUUGAGAAUGGCAUGUAUAUUCAGCCUUUCCAAAUUAAAUGAUGGCAGGCUGGUAUCAUGUUGUUAUUGUUGUUUUUGUAAUGGUCAACUUUAUGGAUGUUGUAUUUCUCUCAUCUUCAAUGACCAAAAACUUUUCUUGUUUAGGAAAAUUACUAUAAA
This is a messenger RNA of Humulus lupulus (European hop), 988 nucleotides long. RefSeq names its product 7-dehydrocholesterol reductase-like. The coding region runs from base 1 to 801 and encodes 266 amino acids. Lineage: Eukaryota; Viridiplantae; Streptophyta; Magnoliopsida; Rosales; Cannabaceae. The record is from RefSeq and is a predicted model, not a curated record. Gene Ontology annotation, cellular component: endoplasmic reticulum membrane. The transcript has 9 exons. Gene Ontology annotation, biological process: sterol biosynthetic process; brassinosteroid biosynthetic process. Gene Ontology annotation, molecular function: oxidoreductase activity, acting on the CH-CH group of donors, NAD or NADP as acceptor.